AUGGAGUCUGUUGAUAAAACCCUCGCAUCGACGCAACACCUGCUGCAUGCGAUAGAACAGGAUGACGCGUUGCUCGAUGACGAAUAUUUCAUGCGAAAAUUGGAAUAUCUACGCAUGAAACACAAGGAAACAAGCGAUUUCCUCGCUCGGAUACUACAUCAAGAAGAAUGCCUGCCUCCAUCAAUUUCGACUUGCACCUGCAAAGAGAGGGAUUCGAAGUUCCAGAAUGAAUGGUCUUUUUCCGGAUGCGUUUCUGCGAAGCUCGUCACAAGAAGUGCUGGGGCAGAUCGAAGCACCCCGCCAUCGGAAAUUGUGGCAGGACGAAAGGAGAUGGUGAAAAGUGGUUUCGUGGUUCACGAACUGCAAGAGAAAGGAAGAGAAAAGAGAAGGCAAGCAACUCAGCACUCAGAUCCAGAGAUAAGAGCCAAUCAAAAACCACGAAGCUCGAAACGUCCCAAACACAAAACAGAUAGACAAGGAUGCUCACAUGCGAACCAAUAUUUUUACGAUUGGUCUGAAGAGAAAAGAGAACGUGAUGAGUGCUGCGAGGAGGAUGAAUUACAAAGUAAACGAACUAAAGAGAAGAUGGAAGAAGAAAGACGAUACGACGAAGAAAGGGACCAAGGAAAACGCCUCGUUGAUGAAAAAGACGAGGGGGAACAAUAUCAAGGAGUAACUGCCAAAACCGGAAGAAGUGAUGAAAGAGACGCGCAGUUUCAGAAGAAGAAAAGUGAUGGGUCAAGAGUCACCAACCCAACGAAAUUUCCUCGCUCCAAAAGCGUGAUCGAAAUUCGAGAACCACAGAAGUUCAAGACUACACAAGCAUCAACGUCAAAACGAGAUGUGGUGCCGGAACCAGUGCAGAACUUCGUCCCGCAAAUUACUGUACCACAACCCUUUAAAAUGAGUACAAGAAAACCUAUACGUAAUACGUAUUCGACUAGAUUUGUCGAGGACAUGGUCUCAAAAAGAAGGCAAGAAGAGAAAGAGCUGGAAAUUCAGGCAAGCAAAUCUAAGCCUUUCACUGCGCAUACCGUUCCGAUUUCUACGUACAUUUCCACGAAUCCGAGAGUAAUGGAAAAGGCAUACAUAGAAGCGAUUCGGAAGCGCCUCACAGCGAAUUUGCGGAAACACUUCCAGGAAGAGGCACUGUUAAGGAAGUCCAAGAGUCUUGGAGAUAUACCAACCCUAGCCCGACCUGUGCCUUUAUCAACGUACGUUACUCCGGCGCAGCUUCAAGACUAUCGUCGGUCACGGUGUGCAAGCCGAAGAUCCGUGAGACUUCUUGUUGAUGCCAAUUCGCCGCCUUUGAAUAAUGAACAUGCAGUGCGCUCGAAUAUAUCGAAUAAAGUACGGCAUAUACUUUGCAUUGAAGGAAGUAAGGAGAGGAAACAUCCGCGACCUCCCAUUCCUGAUUUUCAUCGACUUCAUGCUGAGAUGGAGGAGAAGUUGAAAAAUGCUCCACACAAAGCUGUGACAGUUCCUAUGCCGUUCAACUUGAGCAAUUCUUCUGAGCAUCGUCAUAGACAGUGCAAAUCCACAUCACCCCCUCGUUCCAAAACAAGACAUCAGAGCAAAUCAACAAAAGAACAGGUUCACGUACGCUCUACACACUCGUCAAAAAUUAGAAUGGAGGCCAUCAAACAACGAGAACAGAAACUCUUCGAGGAACGUCAUAAAUCGGAAAAAUUUUGGGAGGGGAAAAAGGAAGAGAUGGAUCUUAGUCGUUUGAAGUUAUUGUCAUCGAUGGGCUCCUAUGGAAAUAUACAGGAAGAGAUUGAAAGAAAAACGGCAGAGAAGAGGAAGCACAUUAUGGAAACUGCAAAGGACUACGAAAAAUAUCUUGCCGAAAUGCAACAGAGAGUCAUUGAUAGGCCUCUUAUCAUGGAGCAACAAUCAAUUAUUGCUCAAAAGCAAAAACUUGCUAGAAAGUUCAUCGAAAGGAUGGCAGUAAUUGAAAAGGUUGUGCCCGAGCAACAAACGUUGAAAAUGGUGAAAGAACGCAAAUACUCUGAUAUUUCAGCGGGAACAUAUUCAGUAAAGUCGAAAGCUGAACAAACAGUGGGCGAGGAAGACUAUGCAGAUAUGGAUUUCGAAAGUGAAGAGGCCUCGGGAAGUAAGAGGCGAUCAAACAGUUCCACUUCAUCCUCAUCGUCAUCAACAACCGAUUCUUUAAAAAACAGCACUCGGUCUAACAGUCGAUCUUCCGCUCAUUCCGAGAAUUCGCAUGCCAAAGAAAGUGAAGACGAUGUCCUGCCCUAA
Necator americanus (New World hookworm) is the source of this 2262-nucleotide messenger RNA. RefSeq lists its product as uncharacterized. Lineage: Eukaryota; Metazoa; Nematoda; Chromadorea; Rhabditida; Ancylostomatidae. The record is from RefSeq and is a predicted model, not a curated record. Gene Ontology annotation, cellular component: cilium. The transcript has 16 exons. Gene Ontology annotation, biological process: cilium organization. Bases 1 to 2262 code for a protein of 753 amino acids.